AUGGUGCUGACAGAGAUGGUACCUCACGUUAAGCUGAAAGCUGAUGUGGUCCCGAAGACGGCAGAGGGUUUGGCUGCGCUGGCCUCCGUGCGGCGCGUUCGCCACGUGCUGCUGAAAGGGGGACUUACUGCCUCACUGUCUGCUUUUCUCUCACAGCUGAAAGCUGAUGUGGUCCCGAAGACGGCAGAAAACUUCAGAGCUCUUUGUACUGGUGAGAAAGGUUUUGGGUAUAAAGGAUCCACAUUUCACAGAGUGAUUCCUUCAUUUAUGUGCCAGGGUGGUGACUUUACAAACCAUAAUGGGACAGGUGGAAAAUCCAUUUAUGGCAGCAGGUUUCAAGAUGAAAAUUUCAUACUGAAGCAUGUAGGACCUGGUGUCCUUUCAAUGGCCAAUGCAGGACCCAAUACCAAUGGAUCUCAGUUCUUCAUCUGCACUGCAAAAACUGACUGGCUAGAUGGAAAACAUGUUGUUUUUGGGCAUGUAAAGGAAGGAAUGGAUGUUGUGAAGAAAAUUGAGAGCUUUGGCUCAAGAAGUGGGAAGACCUCCAAAAAGAUCGUCAUUACUGACUGUGGCCAGCUGUCAUAACCUGCUACCUACUACUCAGGACAACUUAAAUACUGUGAA
Molecule: messenger RNA, 624 nt
Organism: Tinamus guttatus (white-throated tinamou)
Lineage: Eukaryota; Metazoa; Chordata; Aves; Tinamiformes; Tinamidae
Source: RefSeq, a predicted model, not a curated record